UGCUGCAGCUGUCACCAUUUCAUGGCAAUAGUUCUCCCGCUCAUUUGUAACGACAGGAGCUGAAAUUCCAAUCGAUCACGGGCUUAUUUUAUCACCAAAAGCCACCCCCCACCCACUUCGACAGAAAGGGGAGACGGGGAGGGUUUUUUCCUGAGCCAAAUACCGAAGUGGGCAGCACGUGCUGUUCAUAAUACACUCAAGCAACAUCUCCCUCCAGGCAUUUUUUUCUCUUUUGUUUUUCUUUUCAGUAGCACAAACUUAUUCCGAUUCAUUUUAAUAGCCGACCCGCCGGUUGAUUCGUGCAUUAGUUUACAACAAGAGGAUUCCCCCUUUCAAACUUUUGCACCAGGACGUCCGGUGGCUGGCGGUGUGGUCGGUUGGUGUGCAGGCAGGCAGGGCAGGAUAGGCUCCAGGCUGACCGUGUGUGUAGUACAGUAGACUAGAAGCUGCUGUAAGAUAGAUUACUAUUUUGGUACAAAGUCACAAUGAGUGCACGCGGUGAAGAAGCCGGGGAGAGUUCAGGGACCGGGACCCAGGAGCCGGAGCCUGCGGCGGCUGCAGAGACUCCGGCCAAGCGCAGACCGGGCAGACCGAGGAAGCCUGUUAAGGAACCUACUGGAGAGCCCGUCCCUAAACGACCAAGGGGUCGUCCCAGAGGCAGCAAGAACAAAUGCCCCUCCAAGGCAGCUGCCAGGAAAGCCCAGGCCUCUGGAGAGAAGAGACCGAGAGGCAGACCCAGGAAAUGGCUCUAUGCAGCUCUGUGUAGCUCUAUGUAG
Molecule: messenger RNA, 776 nt
Organism: Oncorhynchus nerka (sockeye salmon)
Lineage: Eukaryota; Metazoa; Chordata; Actinopteri; Salmoniformes; Salmonidae
Gene: hmga2
Product: high mobility group AT-hook 2
Exons: 4
Coding region: 486-776 (96 amino acids)
Biological process (GO): regulation of DNA-templated transcription
Cellular component (GO): nucleus; chromatin
Molecular function (GO): transcription coregulator activity; DNA binding
Source: RefSeq, a predicted model, not a curated record